This is a messenger RNA of Esox lucius (northern pike), 1475 nucleotides long. RefSeq names its product (Lyso)-N-acylphosphatidylethanolamine lipase-like. The transcript is spliced from 8 exons. Gene Ontology annotation, molecular function: phosphatidylcholine lysophospholipase A1 activity. NCBI's taxonomy places the organism in Eukaryota, Metazoa, Chordata, Actinopteri, Esociformes, Esocidae. Gene Ontology annotation, cellular component: lipid droplet. Bases 118 to 1173 code for a protein of 351 amino acids. The record is from RefSeq and is a predicted model, not a curated record.
AUAGCUACAAAACAACGACCCCCGAAAAGACCGUCGCAUGUAUUUAUUCUACGUGUUAGUCAUGUAUUCUAAACGUUGACGAUAUCUUUUAUUUACUCGUCUCUGUUUAAAAUAAGGAUGCAAGACGAAAAUGAACCUAAGUCAGUAUCUGGACGCAGAUGGUGGCCCUCAUGGCGGCCCACCUCUAUAUCAAUUUUAAGGAACACAGAAGCCAAGAUCCUUGACUGUGUUCAAAAUGACUUGUGGGCUCGAUUUGUGUCACUACCCAACCAAGACCGGAUUUGGACACUUACUGUUACCAACAAGAACCUGCUUAAAGCUCCAAAGCCUGUAGCACAGACACCUCUCGUGAUGGUUCAUGGAUUUGGCGGAGGGGUAGGUUUAUGGAUACGUAACCUAGACCCUCUGUGUCACUCUCGGCCCCUGUUUGUGUUUGACUUGCUGGGUUUCGGACGCAGCUCCAGACCUCACUUCCCUAUGGACCCAGCUCUGGCAGAGGAGCAGUCAGUCAGCUCUAUAGAGCACUGGAGGCAUGCCCUUGCCAUUGAUCGCAUGAUUCUAUUGGGUCACAGUCUGGGCGGUUACUUGGCAACAUCCUAUGCCAUUCAAUACCCUGAGAGAGUCAGUCACCUGAUUCUAGUGGACCCCUGGGGCUUCCAACACAUGCCUCUGGAUGCAACCUCAGGAUCUGCAAAGUCAGGCUUUCCUCGCUACAUUGAGGCUAUAAUGUGGUUUUUUGGUCUCUUUAACCCACUUGCUGUCAUUCGGGCUGCAGGACCCUUGGGACCGAAGUUAGUCAACAGACUCCGUCCAGAUUUCAAUAGGAAGUUCGAGGAUCUAUUUGAUGAUGACACUAUGACACAAUAUCUUUAUCACUGCAAUGCCCAAACUCCCAGUGGGGAGGUAGGGUUCAAGGCAAUGUCGGAGUCCAUUGGCUGGGCCAAGCGGCCUAUGUUAGAUCGGGUCCACCUCCUGCCCCCCUCCCUCCCAGUGACCCUGGUGUACGGAGGCCGCUCCUGGAUGGAUAGCGCCACAGGGGCAAGGGUCGCGGAGCAGAGGCCUAACAGCUACACCCGCACUGUGGUGAUAGAGGGAGCUGCACAUCAGGUCAAUGCCGAUCAGCCUGAGGAGUUCAACAAGGUCGUGCAGAGUAUCUGUGAUAGUGUAGACUAAGAGGUGUGGUUGUGACUAAGUUAGUGCUUUGCUACGGGAUGUUGUACAUCUUGUUGACAGCGGCUGUUAGGGUUCGUGCCAACCAUUAGUCUUUUUAAAGUCUUCCCUUUACAAGAGGCUGCCUUGACUUGUCGUGACUUGUUGAUCUUGAAAGUUUAAUGAAAGGGACUGUCAUUAAUAUGUCUGAAUGUGAACAAAAUAAAUGUUGCAUGCUAUGUACAUAAAGUAUGUUUAUUUUAGGGGUUAGUGCAUGCCUGUAAUUGUUGUUGAUGUCAAUUAAAUCAAAUAUUUCAUAGAACCUU